Messenger RNA from Oenanthe melanoleuca, 2548 nucleotides. RefSeq names its product G protein-coupled receptor 83 (gene GPR83). The transcript has 4 exons. The record is from RefSeq and is a predicted model, not a curated record. Gene Ontology annotation, molecular function: neuropeptide Y receptor activity. Gene Ontology annotation, cellular component: membrane. Gene Ontology annotation, biological process: neuropeptide signaling pathway. NCBI's taxonomy places the organism in Eukaryota, Metazoa, Chordata, Aves, Passeriformes, Muscicapidae. Bases 166 to 1437 code for a protein of 423 amino acids.
GCGAGCUGAGCGGGAGAGAAGCGCAUCGCGGGAGGCAGGAGCAUCUCCCCGCUCCGGCUGCUCGGGGCUGAGCGAGGCGAGAGCGGCGCUCCCGGCGCACGGAGCGAGUCCUGCUCUGGCAAAUGAGCUCUGCCAGAGCCGGAGGGGCACAGCGGCGUUCCCGAGAUGCUGUCCCGCUUUGUGUGGCUCGCCCUUCCCCACCUGGCUAAAGCCUUUGUGACCGCAGCAAAGUUGCCCCUCAAUGGGAGCCUGGAGGAGACUGUGGUAGUCCCGAACGUGUCGGGUUUCUUUUCCUGGGACAACGAGAGCCUGGCGGACUGGCAGAGCUUUGUGGGCAGGAGCCGGUACGGAGCGGAGUCGCAGAGCCCCACGGUGAAAGCGCUGCUCAUCGCCGCGUACUCCUUCAUCAUCGUCUUCUCCCUCUUCGGCAAUGUCCUGGUCUGCCACGUUGCCAUCAAGACGAAGCGGGUGCACUCCGCCACCAGCUUGUUCAUCGUGAACCUGGCGGUGGCCGAUAUCAUGAUCACGCUCCUCAACACACCUUUCACGCUGGCUCGUUUUGUGAACAGCACCUGGAUCUUUGGGAAGGGGAUGUGCCACGUCAGCAGGUUUGCACAGUACUGCUCCCUCCACGUCUCUGCCCUGACCCUUACAGCCAUUGCUGUGGACAGGCACCAGGUUAUAAUGCACCCCCUGAAGCCUCGCAUAUCUACCGGAAAAGGUCUUGUCUACAUCUCUGUAAUCUGGAUCAUGGCAACUUGUUUUUCCCUACCGCAUGCUAUCUACCAAAAGCUCUUUACCUUCGAAUACAGUGAGGAUGUUACCCGGUGCCUGUGUCUGCCAGAUUUCCCUGAGCCUGCUGACCUCUUUUGGAAGUACCUUGAUUUAACAACCUUCGUUUUGCUCUACGUCCUGCCCCUUCUGAUCAUCUCUGCUGCCUACUUGACGGUGGCAAAGAAGCUCUGGCUGCGCAAUGUCAUCGGGGACGUCACCACCGAGCAGUACCUCGUCCUCCGCAGGAAGAACAAGAAGACCAUCAAGAUGCUGAUGCUCGUUGUCAUCCUCUUCGCAGUUUGCUGGUUCCCCUUGAAUUGCUACGUCGUCCUCCUCUCCAGCCAGACCAUCCACACCAACAACGCCCUCUACUUCGCCUUCCACUGGUUUGCAAUGAGCAGCACCUGCUACAACCCCUUCAUCUACUGCUGGCUCAACGACAGCUUCCGAGCGGAGCUGAAGGCUCUGCUCAACGUGUGCAGAAAAGCCCCCAGGCCCACGGAGCAGAGGCUCCCCUCCACAGUCCCCUCCUACCGACUGGCUUGGCCAGAAAACAGCAAUGUCAAGAGGCUGCAGGCCUCCCAUGUCCUUCCACCAUCCUCCACCAUCCAGUCAGGAAAGACAGACAUCUCUGCAGUUGAGCCAAUAGUAGCUGUGAGCUAAACGGUGACCUUGGACUGCACAGAGAUUUGGCAAGAGCUAAAAGGGUGGGAAGAUGUGGAGCCCUGGCCACACAACAGGUGAUAAAACCAAGAAGGAGGUUCUGCAGGAGGCAGUAUGAAAGAACUGCAUGUUUGGGGCAGGCUGAUGAUAAUGGUGUGGAGACUCUAGCGGGGAGAAAGUAAACUUUUUCCAGGAAGGAACUUUUGUCUUUGUUGGGGUGACUUUGGACUGGCUCGCAGGAUGGGAUUCUCCGCAUGUGUGCUGCUGUUGCCUGCAUGACUAAGGCUUUUUAGAACUAGGACUGUGGGUGUGUUUUCCUGGUGCUUAAACAACAGUGUCAUCACAUCAGAUCUCCCUUCCCCUUUUCUGAGUCUCCUCUUGGCAACAUGGAAAUGGUUGAGAUGUAGACCUUUAUGUUGCUGUCUGAGACCCAGUGCAGCUGGGUAGGAAAGCAUCCUUUCUGAACUGAGGUCUGAAAAGUCAAGACCUGUUCGGAGUGAAUGAACAGAUCUAUUCCAUAAAUCCUUUUUUAAGAUUGAUUUGAAGAAAAGUGGAUGCCUAUUCUUCAAGUAAGUAGGUGGCUUUUCUUCAAAUAGAUAACUAAACCCAAAAUCAUACAAAGAGUUGGACAUGCCAUUCACUGUUGGAGAAUGGAUAAUUAAGAGCAUCUCUCCAUCAUUGUCAAGUUGCAGCUCUAGGAUCACACAGUUCGACUUUUUAACUUGCCUUUGAAUGUUGGUCUCUUAGCCUGUAAAGCACCUGUGUACUUGUCACUUCAGACAUUCGGGACAUUUCAUUCCAAGUAAGAAGUCAGCUCGCUGAAAUGAGUUCAUAAAUGAACUGCUUUGAGAGAAGAGAUGAUAUCUCAGACAGCAAGACAUAAAGGUGGAACAUUUGACUGCAAGUUAUCCUCUGGUGAUGACACAAUUUUGGUGCAUUUAAGGAUAGCUGAGAUGUGUCCUGUUUGAAGUGGCUAAGAAAAUUCAUGACUGCAAGUGUCUGAAGUAGAUUUCAGAACGUAAUGUUCUUAGCAGAAGAAAAUAUGGGUUUGAACAAUAAAAAAAAAAGGUGUUCCAAAAAUAGGAAAACAGUACUUCCUCAUGCUGUGGAA